UUAAUAAGUGGUUUUUCUUGGUGGAAAAUCCCACUAAAAAAUUUUCCCCUACCACCCUCCUUAUAAACCCCUCCCAUGCACCCUUCUCUUGCAACAUACCUUUACAUGCACUUAAUAAACUAUUCUCUUUCUUUUUUUUUUCUUUUGUAUUUCAUAAUAAUGGCAACUAAACAAAUACCUUUCCCUCCAACCAAGUUGGAAAUAAUAAGACCAACCAUUGAUGAAGAGAGCCAAAAGCAAGGUGAUGAAAAUAAAAACAACGACAUGGACUACUCGAAACGGUCUCAAUGGCUUAGAGCGGCGGUCUUAGGAGCCAACGACGGGCUUGUUUCAACAGCAUCACUCAUGCUUGGAGUUGGUGCGGUGAAGCAAGAUGUCAAGGCAAUGAUCCUAACCGGCUUUGCUGGUCUAGUAGCCGGGGCAUGUAGCAUGGCUAUUGGAGAGUUCGUGUCCGUCUACUCCCAACUUGAUAUUGAGGUUGCUCAGAUGAAAAGAGAGAAAGUUAAGGAAGGAGAAAAGGAAGAGGAGGAAGAGCGAUUGCCAAACCCGUUACAAGCAGCAUUUGCUUCUGCCCUAGCCUUCUCUUUAGGGGCCUUGGUACCACUAUUGGCAGCAUCAUUUAUUAAGGAUUAUAAGGUGAGGCUUGUGGUGGUGGUUGUGGCCGUGACCGCGGCUUUGGCAAUGUUUGGGUGGUUAGGGGCGUUUCUAGGAAGAGCACCCCUUGUAAGGGCUUCUAUAAGGGUUUUGUUGGGUGGUUGGCUUGCUAUGGCUAUUACCUUUGGACUAACCAAGUUGAUUGGGUCAUUUGGUUUAUGAUUUAAAAUAUUUUUAGAGGUAAAUAAUGGUUAAGUAUGACCUUGUAAACCACAAGAAAAAAGAUUUGUAGUAUAUACUAGAGUGUUACAUGUUUAUAUUGUGUUGUCUUUGUCUAAGUAUAACCGUGAGAUUUAUUAUAUGUAGUUGAGAGAAAUUAUAAUCAAAUGAUAUAAGCAUAUAUUUACCUUUCUAUUUA
Messenger RNA from Chenopodium quinoa (quinoa), 1012 nucleotides. RefSeq names its product vacuolar iron transporter homolog 2-like. Bases 76 to 816 code for a protein of 246 amino acids. Gene Ontology annotation, biological process: intracellular manganese ion homeostasis. Gene Ontology annotation, cellular component: membrane. NCBI's taxonomy places the organism in Eukaryota, Viridiplantae, Streptophyta, Magnoliopsida, Caryophyllales, Amaranthaceae. The record is from RefSeq and is a predicted model, not a curated record. The transcript has a single exon. Gene Ontology annotation, molecular function: iron ion transmembrane transporter activity; manganese ion transmembrane transporter activity.